This is a messenger RNA of Medioppia subpectinata, 1459 nucleotides long. Lineage: Eukaryota; Metazoa; Arthropoda; Arachnida; Sarcoptiformes; Oppiidae. The record is from the annotation of a GenBank genome assembly.
GAGUGGACAGAGAGAAGGGAACGGAUCUAAUCAUCGGUAUGGAAGCGAUCGCCAAACAUGACUUCAACGCCACCGCCGAUGACGAGCUUAGCUUUAGACGGGGCGAAGUGCUUAAGGUGCUCAAUAUGGAAGACGACACCAAUUGGUUUCGGGCCGAACUCGACGGUCGCGAAGGACUUAUACCCAGCAAUUAUAUCGAAAUGAAACCUCACGACUGGUAUUACGGGCGCAUUACCCGCGCGGACGCCGAGAAGCUGUUGUUAAACAAACACGAGGGCGCUUUCCUCAUCAGAGUUAGCGAGAGCUCUCCCGGAGACUUCUCCCUAUCCGUCAAGUGCGGGGAUGGCGUCCAGCACUUCAAAGUGUUGAGAGACACGAUCGGAAAGUUCUUCCUAUGGGUCGUGAAGUUUAAUUCGCUGAACGAAUUGGUAGAAUACCAUCGAAGCGCGUCUGUGAGCCGUUCGCAGGACAUUAAGCUCAAAGACAUGCAUCCCGAAGAAUUCUUGGUUCAGGCGAUGUAUGACUUCCAGCCCCAGGAGCCGGGAGAGUUGGAGUUCAAACGGGGUAACAUAAUCACUGUAAUCGACCGCUCGGACCAGAACUGGUGGGAGGGCGAGAUCGGCACCCGUCGCGGUUACUUUCCGGCCACUUAUGCGCUCCCAUAUCACGCAUGAGACCAAACCAUUAUAUGUCUGUCUGUCUCUCUGUGUGUCCGCGCGCUCUCUGACCGAAAUGGACGGACAGUUAUUAUUCCUUCAGUUUCUCUCUUCUCAACUAAUUUUAUGUCAAAUUAUAUCAUAUUUUUAUUAUUUUUUGUUUCGUUAAAUGAUUUAUAUAUUACACACGAAAGACGCGAUUAAUUUCUGAAUGAAUGGACACAUAACUAACAUUUAUAUACAAACACAUGGUCUUUACGUGUGUGCUGUUUGGCUCGUCAUUUGAUUAUUAUAUGAUUUCUCUGAUUAAUAAUUGAAUAAUAAGUCUCUUAUUUUUCUCUCUUAUCUAUCAUUUUGAUUGAAAUUAACGAAUUGUUUGAUGAAAAAUGAAAAGCAAACACAACGACAACGAUAUGUUCUGUCAAUUCUCAUCUCAAAGUUAUGCCUCAUAUGUAUUGACGCGAACACAGAGUGUUUAACAAUUUUUGUUUUGUAAACUGCUCUCUCCCUCAUCCCUGUCCUCCCUCUCCCGACUUCCCUCCCCCUCUCCUAAUCUCAAUUAUAUGUCUCGCAAUUAAAGGCCGAAAACUAUUUAAUAACUAACAACUGAAUUGUGAAAACUUGUAAUUAAAGUUUUAAUUUUGAUUUUCAUUAUUAUUUUUGCGCCGAAAACAAAAAGUAUAGCAAUUUUAUAGCCAAACAAAAUCUAUUCAUUUUAUUUUUUAUGAUGGAUAAUGAAUAUGAAUGUAAUGUUUUCGUCAGUUUAUAAAUUAUAUAUAUAUUUAAAUGAUAACAAAAGCAAU